Anopheles bellator is the source of this 3579-nucleotide messenger RNA. It is a transcript of the gene SMC3, whose product is annotated as structural maintenance of chromosomes protein 3. Gene Ontology annotation, biological process: mitotic sister chromatid cohesion. The annotation marks the transcript as partial. Gene Ontology annotation, molecular function: ATP binding; ATP hydrolysis activity; protein binding. The transcript is spliced from 6 exons. NCBI's taxonomy places the organism in Eukaryota, Metazoa, Arthropoda, Insecta, Diptera, Culicidae. Gene Ontology annotation, cellular component: chromosome. The record is from RefSeq and is a predicted model, not a curated record.
AUGCAUAUAAAACAGGUUAUCAUUCAGGGUUUCAAAAGUUAUCGUGAACAAACUGUGGUAGAGCCUUUCGACAAACGGCAUAAUGUGGUUGUGGGAAGAAAUGGAUCUGGCAAAAGCAACUUUUUCUACGCCAUUCAGUUCGUCCUUAGCGAUGAGUUCACGCAUUUGCGGCCUGAGCAAAGACAGGCUUUACUUCAUGAAGGAACAGGCCCUCGAGCUAUGUCUGCGUAUGUUGAAAUAAUCUUCGAUAAUUCCGACAGUCGUGUCCCGAUUGAUAAAGAUGAAAUAUUCUUACGACGUGUGAUUGGGGCAAAGAAGGAUCAAUAUUUUUUAAACAAAAAAGUCGUGCCGCGUUCGGAAGUGGUGAACCUGUUAGAAUCGGCUGGCUUCUCUAAUUCAAACCCUUACUACAUCGUCAAACAAGGCAAAAUCAAUCAAAUGGCAACUGCUCCGGAUUCACAGCGUCUCAAGCUGCUUCGUGAAGUAGCUGGCACAAGAGUGUACGAUGAACGAAAAGAGGAAUCAAUGAACCUUUUGCGAGAGAGUGAAGGAAAAUUAGAAAAAAUUUCUGAAUACCUCCGCACCAUCGAGGACCGUUUAAAAACGCUGGAAGAAGAAAAGGAAGAGCUGUCAGAGUACCAGAAAUGGGAUAAAUCUAGACGAACGUUAGAGUAUAUUAUUUAUGAAACGGAGUUAAAAGACACGAAGAAACAGCUGGAGGAUUUGGAUGUGCAACGAAAAUCUUCUGGCGAUAAACAGAAACUGCUAACACAAGAUAUACAGAAAGCUCAAGAGAAGGUGAAGGGAGCCCAAAAGGCAUUGAAAGACGCAAAGAAAGAUGUUAUUUCUGCAAAGGAUGAAAAAUCAGUUUUAGCUACAGAGCAUCAGCAGCUGUUGCGCGAAAAAACAAAACUGGAUCUGACCAUUUCUGACCUGUCGGACGAAGUGCAGGGUGAUAACAAAUCGAAGGAACGCGCUGAACAAGAAUUGGACCGGUUAAAGAUCACUAUUGCUGAGAAAGAAAAAGAACUUGAGCUUGUUCGGCCACGUUACGAAGCUAUGCGGCGUAAAGAAGAAGAAUGUUCACGCGAGCUGAACUUAAAAGAGCAGAAGCGGAAAGAACUUUACGCUAAGCAAGGACGAGGAUCUCAGUUCUCGUCAAAAGAAGAACGUGAUAAAUGGAUACAAAGCGAGCUGAAGUCUCUGAACAAGCAGAUUAAAGACAAAAUAUCCCAUCAAAAUAAACUACAAGAUGACCUUAAAAAGGAUAUUGCGAAACAGAGCGAACUAGAGAAAAAAAUUCUGGACCAUACAGAAUCUUUCGAGCAGCUGCGUGUGCAAAUUGAUGAACACAACAAAAACUUCUACGAAUUAAAGAAAAAGAAAGAUCACUAUCAAAGUAUCCGGAACGACAUUUGGAAAAAGGAAACAUCAGUCACUCAAACUCUUUCUGGCCACAAAGAAGAAUUGGCCAAAACUGAUCAAGCGUUACGUUCGAUGGCUGGUAAACCGAUACUUAACGGGCGUGAUUCCGUGCGCAAGGUGCUUGAAAGCUUCCAACAAAGAGGUGGACAAUAUGCGGAAAUCGCCGAUGCCUAUUAUGGGCCUGUAAUUGAGAAUUUUAAUUGUGACAAAUCAAUUUAUACUGCAGUGGAAGUAACUGCCGGUAAUCGCCUAUUUCAUCACAUUGUUGAAUCAGACCGGGUUGGAACGCAAAUUCUGAAGGAAAUGAACAAACAGAAGCUACCUGGCGAAGUGACGUUCAUGCCACUAAAUCGUUUGCAAGUUAAAAUUCACGAUUACCCGGAGGAUCCUGAUUCGAUUCCGAUGAUAUCGAAACUUAAGUAUGAGGAACAAUAUGAUAAGGCGCUCAGGUAUAUAUUUGGAAGAACGCUUAUUUGUCGUAACUUGGAGCGCGCUACUGAACUGGCCAAAAGCACAGGCCUGGAUUGCGUGACUCUCGAAGGUGAUCAAGUUUCUUCGAAAGGUUCACUCACUGGCGGAUAUUUCAACACAUCGCGUUCACGUCUCGAGAUGCAAAAGAAACGAUCCGAGUUUCUACAAACUAUUUUGGAUCUGGAGAAAGAGCUGUCGGACUUUCGAAAUGAAUUAAAGCAAACGGAGAGCAACAUCAAUUCGGUCGUGUCGGAGAUGCAGAAGACGGAAACAAAACAGGGCAAAUCGAAAGAUGCAUUCGAAAAGAUACAAGCCGAUAUCCGACUCAUGAAAGACGAGCUAUCGCGCAUUGAGCGGUUCCGAAAUCCAAAAGAGCGUUCAUUGGCACAGUGCAAAGCAAAUCUCGAGGCUAUGAAUAGCACAAAGGAUGGUUUAGAGAACGAAUUGCACCAGGAAUUGAUGUCUCAACUAUCAGUGCAGGACCAACAUGAGGUAGACUCAUUGAAUGACGAAAUUCGUCGUCUAAACCAAGAGAACAAGGAAGCGUUUACAUCGCGUAUGAGCUUGGAAGUGACAAAAAAUAAGCUGGAAAAUCUGUUAACUAACAAUUUGUUCCGUCGUAAGGAUGAAUUAGUACAGGCGUUGCAGGAAAUUUCUGUUGAAGACCGUAAGCGCCAACUCAACAACUGCCGUAACGAGGUGGUUUCGACGGAGAAAAGAAUUCGUAAAGUGCUAACUGACACGGACGAUAUUGAUCGAAAAUUAAACGAAGCCAUGAAGUUGCAGAAAACUCAACAGAAAGAAUUAGAAAAUUGGAUACAGAAGGAAAAAGAAGCACAAGAGAAAAUGGAAGAAGAUUCAAAAAGGAUGGAAAAAUGGGCGACCAAGGAAAAUAUGUUACAUCAGAAGGUUGAAGAAUGCACGGAAAAGAUAUCUGGUUUAGGUGCUCUUCCCAACACGGACGCCAGUUACCAGAAGAUGUCUCUGAAGGCGCUAUUCAAAGAAUUGGAAAAGGCCAAUCAACAUCUGAAGAAAUAUAAUCACGUCAAUAAGAAAGCCUUGGAUCAGUUUCUGAGUUUUUCUGAACAAAAGGAAAAAUUGUACAAGCGAAAGGCUGAGCUGGAUGUGGGAAAGGAUAAAAUUUGUGAACUGAUGCAGCUGCUUGAAGCGCGAAAAGUAGAGGCCAUUCAAUUCACCUUCCGCCAGGUGGCGGCAAAUUUCACAGAAGUUUUCAAAAAGUUAGUUCCUCAGGGAUGCGGUCAUCUGAUUCUGCGCACCACAAACGACACCCAAGGAAAUGAUAUGGAACGCGAAGUUGAGACAUCCGACGAAUUCACUGGCAUCGGCAUUCGCGUGUCCUUCACAGGCGUCGAUGCCGAGAUGCGUGAAAUGAACCAGUUGUCCGGAGGGCAAAAGUCACUGGUUGCUCUGGCACUCAUAUUUGCCAUCCAAAAGUGCGACCCGGCUCCAUUCUAUCUAUUUGACGAAAUCGAUCAAGCAUUGGAUGCGCAACACCGAAGUGCUGUGGCUGACAUGAUACACGAGUUGAGCGAUAAAGCUCAGUUUAUUACCACUACUUUCCGAUUGGAGCUGAUGGAAAAAGCGCAUAAGUUUUACGGGGUACGAUUUCGCAACAAGGUAAGUCACGUGGACUGCGUGACUAAAGAGAUAGCACGCGACUUC